CAUUAGUUUAUGCCAAUUAUAAAAUAACCAUUGUUUUCACAUUUUAUUACAGUAUCUGUAUAUAUACACAUACAAAUACUUGCAUAAAACAUCAUUGCAAUGGGUAAUUUAUCUUUUUUUGACAUUGUUCAUUAACGUUUCCAUGUUAUAUAUAUAUUUAUACACACACUUAUAAUUUAAUAAAUUACAUCAAUAUUUUUAAUACUUAUACACACCUACACUACUGCUCCAGAAUUCAUUCAUAAAUUCAUACAAAACAUAAAAAUACAUUUGUAACACGUUAGUUUUUAAAAACUUAAAUAUAUGCAUGUUUAAAAUAUAGAUAGAUUAUUUAGUUCAUGUAUUUUCACAGAAUUAGAAAUAUCGUUCAACUUUAAUGCUUAUAUACCGUCAUACAUAUAUUUGCAUCUACAUGACUUUUGACCUGUAAAGCUUCUAUAAACGUUUCCAAAUCAAUGUUAUUUUUGAAGCGUUUGUUACCCAGGAUUCCCUGUCGAGGUUUUAGUCGGAGAGAUGCAGCACAAUAAUCCUUCACCAGGACGUCCUGAAGUUUACUGGAACACUGAAGGAACUGGUUCAGAGAUCUCAAAGUCUCAAACAGUGAACAGAAGGACUGCGAGUCUCUGAAAUGACCUCCUGAUGUUUUUAAGACAGCACCUGUCUGCCGUCCCGGGGAAGGACGCGGCUGUGGACUCGGUGACCCGCGUGCCCGCACGUUUUAAUGAAGAGCGAGCGAGCGUUUGGUUCGUUGGCCUUUCGGACGCUUCCCUGGACAUGGAUCAAGGUCACGUCCCGUGCCAGCUUUGGAUGAAGAGUGGCCCAAACAGAAGGACACAGCUUCAGUCAGACUCACUUUACAAGGCUGUCAAAGACGCAAGCGCCAGCUGCGAGAGAAGACCUGAAACCAGCACGUGGAGCUGGGGAGAUUUCGUGCAGGGCUCCAUGCACAUCUUCACCGGAAAUGGUUUAAAAGGCUUCAGAUAUAAGACAGUCAACAUCUACGAGAUGGUGGCAGCCGCCAUUUUGUGUUGUGCGUGGCCUCAGAGAGGUGAAGUAUAUUUGCUGAGCGGCCGAGUCCACCUUGACCCACAGCCCACGCCGGCACAGCGCCAGGCCGAAAACCUGCUGGAUUUGCCAUUUGGAAGUACUGACCUGCGACUUACCCGUUCCCGAGCCGUUCGGACAGGGGAUUCCGGAGUGAAGCUGCUCCGCUCUGGGACAGGUGCCAAUUGCUCACAAAAGGCGAGUGAAAAUAUCAGUGAUCUGCACGAGGAAACGUCGGGGGUGAGUGGAAAAUGCAAACUCGCAUGCGUUCGUGCAUCUAACGCAGAAAAAAGUGAAGGAUGGUUGCGAGGGGAGGGGAAGACACAGAAAAAGAGGAUCGUGAAAGAGGAGGUGGGGGGCGUUUAUUCAAGCCUGCCUGAUGCUCCUCAGGCCUUCGAGAGCCGAUCGCAUGUGUCGUGGUAACCGCAGGACCAUUUGCAUGCGGCAGACACGCUAAUUGUGUGUUUGCUAACACGCACCAUUCAGCGAGACGCGCUCCGGUCCGCAGACGGGGUUCACACACGCCUCCCAGACGCCCCGGAGGCCUCCUAUUGUUCCAGAGGCCCAGCCAAGCAGCCGGCGAGCCUAACCAGAGCCCUGCGCAGGCCUGUCGAGAGGGGGAAUUGGAAUUCGAGACCAGACGGGAUAGCGGAACGGGACGGACUCGCUGCCCCUCUCUCUCUUUCUCUCCGCAGCAAGAAAAAAGAGGCCUGUGGAAAGCGCUGCCUCCGGACGCUGACGUCCUCGCAGAUGUGUGAAAAAGUAAAGUUUGACAUGGACUAACCAAGAUGCAGCCCUGCACAGGAACUUGACAAACUAUGAACCAUCAUUAUAUGGAAAGAGCAGAAAGAAGUGUUUGACGGACAUGCGGAUGCAGACAGACAGAAAGAGAGACGCACAUUGAUCAGACUGCGAUGAGUUUGAAACGCUUCUCUUCAUGAAAGGUGCUGUUGAAGACCCCUGCUUUAUGUGUCUGCUGUGAUGUAUUGAGUUGAUUUUCAGUCGGGCUGAAGCGAGGACAUCUCUCCAGCGUAUCCCACUGUCCUUUGGGGUGAGGUAGUAGGUUGUAUAGUUUUAGGGUGACACCCUUCCUGUUAGAUAACUAUACAACUUACUGUCUUUCCUGAAGAGGCUGUAAUAUCACCGUCGUCUUCCUCUUUAAGCCUGACCACAGAUGGACCAGUGUUAUUUUAGUAUUAUUGCUAAACUGUUAUAGUUUGUGUUAAUCUUUUGAAUUAAAUUUUAUUUUAACAUUUUCAGUUUUCAUUUUAUUUGAGGUAAAGUUUUUUUUCUUUUUCUUUUUAAAUGUGUGUUAUUUUUUUUAUAUUUUAAUAUAGCUAUUUUUAGGUUUUUCAGUUUUCAUGUUUAAUUUUAGUCAAGGUUUUGGUGUGUUUUUGUCAUUUUUAUUAGUUUUAGUUUUUUAUGUUUACAUAGUUUUAUUACUUUUUAUUUAUUUAUUUUAGUUUAUUUAAUUUGUUAUUUUAAUACUUCAGGUUAAACUAAACAAAAUGAUUGUUGAAAGCUGAAAAAAGCAAAUAAAAUAGAUUUGUUUUUAAACGUUUAUUUUUAUAUUUAUAUAAAUUGUAUAUAUUUUAAUGAUUAUUGUUAUAUAUUUAAUACGUAUAUAUUUUAAUUGUAAUAAUAUAUAUAUAUAUAUAUAUUUUUUUU
Molecule: messenger RNA, 2712 nt
Organism: Onychostoma macrolepis
Lineage: Eukaryota; Metazoa; Chordata; Actinopteri; Cypriniformes; Cyprinidae
Exons: 10
Coding region: 640-1467 (275 amino acids)
Source: RefSeq, a predicted model, not a curated record